Rhipicephalus sanguineus (brown dog tick) is the source of this 1888-nucleotide messenger RNA. RefSeq lists its product as uncharacterized. The record is from RefSeq and is a predicted model, not a curated record. NCBI's taxonomy places the organism in Eukaryota, Metazoa, Arthropoda, Arachnida, Ixodida, Ixodidae.
CCUGUUGUGUGUCCUGCGCGCACAAGUUCCCCUCAAGUCGCCGAGAGCCACUGGUGCCAUCCACUUGCAAGAGCCUUUGGUCAUCCCUCCCACCGUCCGGCACGUUCUCUCUUUGGGACCAAAGUUCGCCGUGGAACCGAAGCUCUCCGCACCUGAACUGUUGUCGCAUGUGCGUCGGGUCGCCCGCCAGGCAACGGAAUCAGAGGAACCGCGAUGCAUCUCGGAAGGAGUCGACGUGUUAACCCGAUGUAAGCAGACAUCUUCAAAAAUUCCUGUACAACGCGUCAUUUCCUUUCUCAAGGACAAUUCGUUAUGCCUUUUAACCGCGGAUAAGGAGGGAGGAUUCGCGUUAAUGUCCCACGACCUGUACCUUUCCAAGGCUAAUAAAGCCAUAUCUGACGUACUUGUUUGCCGCGAGGAUGUACGCCUUUCCGCUGUCAAGAAAAGGGCAAAAGACUUGUGUGAAAAGCUUAGAUUAGAUAGUGUGCUGACAAAGUUCGGUAAAUGCAAGAAGGACCAUCUCGAGAUAUUUUUUAGCGCAAAGACACAUAAGCCAGAAACACCCCUACGAGUAAUAGUCUCCGAGAUAGGCACGUGGCAGAAGGCCUUAGCAAUGUUCCUUCAAGAAAAGCUGAAGUUACUAGAAGUAAAUGACCCGUUCCUCAUAAAGUCGCAAGACGUCUUGGACGCUAUUGCCCCCCGGACUAACGAAGGGCUGUGUGCCAUAUCUAUUGAUAUCAAAGAUCUCUACUACUCGUUGCCCCGCACUGCCUUGCUCGAAUGUAUCAAGAGGGCUCUAGUUCAUUUCGGCUGGAUAGAUUUUAAGGACGCUUCUGGCAUUUCGUCUAGAAACUUCUUAGACCUUUUAGCUACUUACCUGGAUUCCACUUACAUCCUUUGGGACGGAAAGCCUUUUAUCCAGAAGCAAGGCAUCUGUAUAGGGUCCUGUAUCGCGCCCAUAUUAAGCGACUUGUUUUUAGGUAGCCUCAACAGAACCCUGCAGACGCAUCUCACUGGGACUAGUGUUUUUAAAUGUUUUAGAUACGUUGACGACUACCUGUUUUUAAUGAAUUGUGACAAAGGUUCAUUUGAAUCGGAAGUUUCUAACCUACUCACACUUGUCCGUGACUGCCUAGAGCCAUUGCAGCUUACUCACGAAGUCCCGGGAGAGAACGGUUCCCUUAAGUUUUUAGAUGUUCGAUUGUAUUUUCACGACACACACACGUGCUGGUUGUAUGAUCCAAGGGGAAACAAACCUUUGCUGCCGUUUUCGUCAUCCCACUCGAAAUUAGUCAAGAGGAGCGUCGUCAGGCACUGCCUUGACAACGCUAUAGACAAAUCAUGCCGCCAUUUAAUGACAACCAGUCUUGAUCGCCAAAAGGCUCGCCUCGCACAAGCAGGCUACCCUGACCACCUUCUGGUGUCAGUGGCAGAAUCCCUGCUCAAAAAGCCUUCAAGUCGCCAACAGAACGCCGCCAUUUCCCACAACUUAAAAAAAGUGGGCGCUCGAGCAAACAUUGGCGUCGCUUUUACAGCUCCAAACAAGCUGGGAAAGCUGUGCAGGCUCAGCAACCCAACUGCUCACAAAGCGCGCGGCUGCGUAAAAAAUCACAGAGUUCGCCACGUGGAAUGCAAAGAAGGGGUCGUGUACAAGCUCCCCCUUUCGUGUGGGAAAUUCUACGUGGGGCAGACAGGGCGCUGCCUUAACGACAGGCUUAGAGAACACAAAAACAAUGUAAAGAAGGGUGGCGAUGGUUUGUUAACCGCGCAUUGCAGCACGUGUGGGUGUUCGCCUGCUUUUCAUGAGUGCUCUGUCGUACGCACGCACAAAGAUGAGACCACGCGGUUGAUAGUUGAAUCAGCCACCAUACACGAGUUAGGCCAAGAU